AUGGAGGAGGCAGACACCCAUGACUACCCCUCCUGCACUGUUAAGCAAGCUUCAGUUAGCUCGAAGAGCCAGAACGGUAGUGGAAAUGGCAAUGGCAAGCAUGAGGUCGAAGCCUAUGGCCUCGGUCCACGUGACAAUGAAGUCGACCACGAAGCUAUGGGUGGCCUUUCUCUUCAAGGUGAUGAGCCUCAGACAAUUUCAUCUGCUGAGGAGAACCCCGAGGAGGUCCGGUCCUUGGCUUCUGCUUCUGAUCAUGAUAAAUGA
This is a messenger RNA of Penicillium soppii, 264 nucleotides long. RefSeq lists its product as uncharacterized. The record is from RefSeq and is a predicted model, not a curated record. The transcript has a single exon. Bases 1 to 264 code for a protein of 87 amino acids. Lineage: Eukaryota; Fungi; Ascomycota; Eurotiomycetes; Eurotiales; Aspergillaceae.